UGAUAUUCAACACAGCAAGCACAUUUUUCUACUGGGAUUGACAGUUUCUAUUUCUGCUCUAAUUCACCAGGUCCUGCCUCCUCGGAUUCCCACAUAUUAAAUUUUUAGCACAAGUUCCUAGAAUUUCUUCCUCAUUUCAGUUUUUCCUACAUAAAAAUGAAUGAGCAGCCCAUAACUUUUACCACGCUAAAUGAGAACUAUCAGCAGAAACACACAAUGGAAAAAGGGGGUUGUUCACCUUUUCCAUGGAGGUUCCUUUCUAGUGCACUUGGUGUCGUGUGCCUUCUCCUGAUGGUUGUGGUCAUUGCAGUGGCUGUUUUUACUACAAACUCAUUUUCUGAAAGAACAUCUCCCUCAAUCCAACAAAAAGAGGAUCUUUGCCUAGGACCUUGCUAUCAUCCUUGUCCAAAGAAUUGGGUCUGGUUCAGAUGCAGUUGUUAUUACUUCUCCAAAGAACAGUUAUCUUGGAGAGAGAGUCAAAAUGCCUGCUUAUCUCUAAAUUCCAGCCUCUUGAAGAUAAACAGAGAUGAGAUGAAUUUAUUCUCUUUAAACUCUUUCUUUUGGGUUGGAAUUUACUAUAAUGAAAUUUGCCAUCAGUGGCUAUGGGAAAAUGAUUCAGUUCUACCCCCUGAUAUGUUUUGGGUUCUUAGACCUCACAUGCAACAAACCUGUCUAUCUUACAAAUCAAAAGAAGUUUAUUUACCUGAAAAAUGUGAAGAGAAACAAACCUACAUUUGCAAGAAGCACCUUAUUUAUCCUAUAAUGUCAUAAGGGAGAUGAAAAUUACUUUUAUCUUAUUCCAUGUACUGACAGCACUGCCAGUUUUAUAGACAAAAUAAUGUAGAUUUACACCUUUGAUAUAAUAAAUAUGGUACCUUA
Molecule: messenger RNA, 879 nt
Organism: Sciurus carolinensis (gray squirrel)
Lineage: Eukaryota; Metazoa; Chordata; Mammalia; Rodentia; Sciuridae
Product: killer cell lectin-like receptor subfamily E member 1
Exons: 7
Coding region: 157-771 (204 amino acids)
Biological process (GO): positive regulation of natural killer cell mediated cytotoxicity; stimulatory C-type lectin receptor signaling pathway
Source: RefSeq, a predicted model, not a curated record